This is a messenger RNA of Lotus japonicus, 1559 nucleotides long. RefSeq names its product chalcone synthase 1. Gene Ontology annotation, biological process: polyketide biosynthetic process. Gene Ontology annotation, molecular function: acyltransferase activity, transferring groups other than amino-acyl groups. NCBI's taxonomy places the organism in Eukaryota, Viridiplantae, Streptophyta, Magnoliopsida, Fabales, Fabaceae. The record is from RefSeq and is a predicted model, not a curated record. The transcript is spliced from 2 exons. Bases 114 to 1283 code for a protein of 389 amino acids.
AAUUCAUUCACAACAUCCCCAUUCAUCAUCAUACUUUAAGUCUUUUCUUUCUAACUUGAGCUUUUAGCCAAUUUCGUUCUCUGUUCUGCAAGCUUGUUUAGUAACCAGAAAAGAUGGUGAGUGUUGAAGAGAUUCGUAAGGCACAACGUGCUGAAGGCCCUGCCACUGUCAUGGCAAUUGGCACUGCAAAUCCUUCCAACUGUGUGGAUCAGAGUGAAUACCCUGAUUUCUAUUUUCGUGUCACAAAUAGCGAGCACAAGACUGAACUCAAACAAAAAUUCAAGCGCAUGUGUGAAAAGUCAAUGAUUAAGAAGAGAUACAUGUAUCUAACUGAGGAGAUUCUCAAAGAAAAUCCUAGUGUUUGUGAAUAUAUGGCACCAUCAUUGGAUGCAAGGCAAGACAUGGUGGUUGUAGAGGUACCGAGGUUGGGAAAAGAAGCAGCAACAAAGGCAAUCAAGGAAUGGGGUCAAUCCAAGUCAAAGAUUACUCACCUAAUCUUUUGCACCACGAGCGGUGUGGACAUGCCUGGUGCUGAUUAUCAACUGACAAAACUCUUAGGACUUCGUCCAUCAGUGAAGCGUUACAUGAUGUACCAACAAGGGUGUUUCGCCGGCGGCACGGUGCUUCGUUUGGCUAAAGACUUGGCUGAGAACAACAAAGGUGCUCGUGUCCUUGUGAUUUGUUCGGAGAUCACCGCAGUCACGUUUCGUGGCCCCAAUGACACCCAUCUUGAUAGCCUUGUGGGUCAAGCUUUAUUUGGAGAUGGUGCAGCUGCAGUCAUUGUUGGUUCAGAUCCAUUACCAGGGGUUGAGAAACCUUUGUUUGAGCUAGUGUGGACUGCACAAACAAUCCUCCCUGAUAGUGAAGGGGCUAUUGAUGGUCAUCUUCGUGAAGUUGGUCUGACAUUUCAUCUUCUCAAGGAUGUUCCUGGACUCAUCUCAAAGAAUAUUGAGAAAGCCUUAGUUGAAGCCUUCCAACCCUUGGGCAUAUCUGAUUAUAAUUCUAUCUUUUGGAUUGCACACCCGGGUGGACCUGCAAUUCUAGAUCAAGUUGAAGCUAAAUUAGGCUUGAAGCCUGAAAAAAUGCAAGCCACUCGACAUGUGCUAAGUGAGUACGGUAACAUGUCAAGUGCAUGUGUGUUAUUCAUCAUGGACGAAAUGAGAAAGAAAUCAGUAGAAAAUGGACUUGGCACAACAGGCGAGGGGCUUGACUGGGGUGUGCUAUUCGGUUUUGGUCCUGGACUCACCGUAGAGACUGUGGUGCUUCGUAGUGUCAUUGUCUAGACAAGCUUGGUCGAGGGGGAAAUCAUUUUGUUUUAUGUAUUCUUGAUUAUUUUGAGUUAAAUCAUUGUAUUUGUUCUUUAUAUUUUUCACUUUCUUCACAUGUUCUUAGAGAAAAUAUUUGUUUGCAUGUCCACAAAUAAGAAUUUAUCAUAUUUAAUGCAAUUCAAUCCACACUUCAAUUGAGGUAGAAAAAACACAUCUUCUCAAAAGAAGAAAAUAGUAGAAUUGGAUAUAAGGAUUUCCAACUCCAACUGAAAAUAUAAAGAGAGUCUGUCA